AUUGCAGCAGCUUCUGGCCUUGCGAUCGUUGCGCCUUCUUCUGCAUUGCUACACUCUCAGACUAGUGUUGGAAACUUUGGCGUCUUCUCCAUCUUGCAUACAGGUGAAUUCUGCAGCACUUCUGUUUCUUCUGUCAGCAAGUGCGGCACUACUUGUCGUAUCACAAGGAGCGCAUUCCCAUAGAGGACGUGCAGAUUGUAAUUCUUAGUAGUGCUGCAAUCAUGGUGUGUGGCAGGGCUAAGGUUCGCUUGGCCAUCACAUCACUCGGGUAGAAGAUACAACAAUUACACCAAAGGCUAUUAGUCAAAGUUUUUGUCUAGAUUGCUGUCGUCCCAAUGACGUCUAAGCUGUCCGAGAUUGAGGCGGAACCGCUGGAGCUCUCACGAGCUGGACGUGAGGUCUGGCUUGCCAAAGUGCCGCACUUUGUUUCAGAGGCUUGGAGGAGCCCCGCCAGCGGAGCUGCUGAUGUCGGCAGGCUGCGCAUGGUGGUGGACCCCACGGCGGAGCCAGGGACGCCGGCCGCGGCACCGCAGAUGACUGUCCAUGUGACGGGGAACGAAGCUGCCGCCAUGCCGCGCGAGUUCCAGCUCAACAUCCACUCCGGAUUCGCUCCCAUGCAACUUUUCUCCGAAAGUACACAGGGGCAGGUGGCGGUGGAGGGCCGGAUUACGGCCAAGUUCGACAUGCAGCCGCGCAGCGUCGACGCGGCGUACCACCGGCUGUUCCAAGACAGGGUCAUCAAGGCCACCUCCAAAACUCGGUACUCCCAGGUUUUGGACGAGGAUCGACGAACGGGCACGACGAUCAUCCCGAUCAACGACGAGCGGGCCAAGGGGCUGGCGCCGCUCGCGCCCGGGGCGAAGAAGUCGGACACGCGGAGGGCGCGUGACCUGAGCACGGACGACCUGCGGGACCUGCUCUUCUCGCUGUUCGAGCGGAAGCAGCGGUGGACGCUCAAGGACCUGGUCGCGGAAACGCGACAACCGCACUCGUUCUUGAAGGAGGUUUUGAACGACGUGGCUGUGUACAAUAAGCGGGGCGAGUUCCAAGGAUCGUACGAGCUGAAAGCGGACUUCAAGCCCGUCGAAGACGGCCAGGCGGGGCCCGUGAAGCAGGAGCUGUAAGGCGCAGGCGGACGUUCUCGGACAGCCAGUAGAGCAGAAAUACUUUCUGGUUGACAGGUUUUCAUUCCUCAAACACCGGAAAGCAGGUGGGAGGUCUUUGUUAUAGAGAUGUCUGCUCGCGAUUAAGUGGACCAUGGCUAGACGGAACGAGGACAAUCUACUCAGAAGAUGAGGGCCUCGAAGUGGAGGUUUCUUGUGGACCCGCUUAUCUGUAUGAAGCUGUCAACUAAGUGUACAUGAUGAGAAUGACAGGAGACCAAAUUAGGGAUACUGUAACUUUGCGCUGUGGUUGAGAAAAGACCGCGUAGUUGUGAGAAUUGCAGAGUCUGGUUGGAAAGAAGAUUGGGGACGAGUCAUGCACAUUUCAGCAUGGACCUAGAGUGUUGGCAGGCUGGCCAGCCGACUUAGACCUCGCACAGCUCUCGACAGGGCUGCAUGCAUGUGAAUUCCUUAUGUCAAACAAGCAU
Klebsormidium nitens is the source of this 1591-nucleotide messenger RNA. The record is from the annotation of a GenBank genome assembly. NCBI's taxonomy places the organism in Eukaryota, Viridiplantae, Streptophyta, Klebsormidiophyceae, Klebsormidiales, Klebsormidiaceae.